Gigantopelta aegis is the source of this 1653-nucleotide messenger RNA. Its product is annotated as alpha-N-acetylgalactosaminidase-like. Gene Ontology annotation, cellular component: cytoplasm. Gene Ontology annotation, molecular function: alpha-galactosidase activity. Bases 163 to 1413 code for a protein of 416 amino acids. Gene Ontology annotation, biological process: glycoside catabolic process; glycosylceramide catabolic process; oligosaccharide metabolic process. The transcript has 8 exons. Lineage: Eukaryota; Metazoa; Mollusca; Gastropoda; Neomphalida; Peltospiridae. The record is from RefSeq and is a predicted model, not a curated record.
CAAGUAACUAAGGGAAAUAACUCUAUUUUACCUGGAAUGUUAAGGUCUCACUACACAGAUGUCAUCUGACAUUGAAAUUUGUAUUAAAUUUCACACCUUCAAAUGAAGACUGCCAACAGAACAGUGCAUUUUGAUGUUUUUCUCCUUCAUUAAUGGUUCACGAUGAUGCUCUUUUGGCUUAUUCUGCUUGCGGGUUUUUCGCUGACAGCGUCUUUAGACAAUGGUUUGGCAUUAACCCCGCCAAUGGGAUGGCUAACAUGGGAGCGAUUCGGGUGCAACACUGACUGUGAACACGAUCCAAAAAACUGCAUUGGAGAAAACUUAAUAAAAGCAAUGGCUCAUGAAAUGGUGGACGGAGGCUAUUUGGAAGCAGGUUAUCAAUAUGUGUGUAUAGACGACUGCUGGCCUUCGAAAGAACGGGACAGCGAAGGUCGACUGGUACCAGACCCUAAACGGUUCCCAAACGGAAUGAAGGCUCUCGCGAACUAUGUACAUGCCUUGGGAUUAAAAUUCGGAAUAUACGAAGAUUUUGGGACGAAGACAUGCGGUGGUUACCCAGGCAGCGAGUUCUACCUACAAACGGACGCCAACACCUUUGCAGAGUGGGGCGUUGACUUACUCAAGUUUGACGGAUGCCACUCGAAUCCGAAAGACAUGGAUGCUGGUUAUGAAGCUAUGUCUUUAUACUUGAACAAGACGGGAAGGCCUAUUUUGUUUUCCUGUGAAUGGCCACUUUACCAGUCUGGGAGCAUGACACCUGACUAUGACGCAAUUAGGAGAACGUGCAACAUGUGGAGAGACUAUGGUGACAUCAAUGACUCGUGGGAUAGCGUCCUUAACACUAUAGGAAUUGUGGCCGCAAACAAAUUCAACCAAAGCUCGUACGCAGGCCCUGGUGGAUGGAACGAUCCGGACAUGUUGGUUGUCGGAGAUUUUGGCUUGAGUCCUGAUCAAGAGAAGACGCAAUUUGCAAUGUGGGCAAUGUUUGCGGCACCUCUUCUGAUGUCGAACGAUCUGCGAAGCAUCAGUUCGGUAUCCCGCGAGCUACUUCUGAACACGAGAAUCAUAGCUGUGAACCAAGACAAGCUAGGUGUCCAAGGAACAUUAUUGAUAGAGCUUUCCAAUAUCCAGAUUUGGAAUCGACCUAUAUUACCAAAGGGUAGUUACGCCAUUGUUGUCCUCAACAGAGGUGAAGGUGGUUCAGCAGCGAGAAUUUCUGUCAAAGGUCAACAGCUAGGACUGAAUGACCCAAAAGGCUACGCUCUUGUGAAUGUAUUUGACGGAUCGUCCAUGGGAUAUCUAACUCCAACCGGCUCUUUAGAACUCUCAAUCAAUCCAACUGGAGUAGUGAUGUUUACUGUCACUUUAAAGCAGGACACAACCUUGCAUUUUGUUAGAUACAACAAAACAUGACAUAUUUAAUUACAUAUAAUGCGUUUACAAUUAUUUAUGUUAAUUUUAAAACAAUGAAAAAAAUGUAUAAUGAGAUUUUAAAACUUCGAAAAUAAUCAAAUCAACAAUUAAAGUGCUUGGACGAAUUGGCUAAAUUGGGUUGUAGCUUAUAUAUUUCUACAGGAUGGUGACAAUGCAAAUGACAUACAUAAACACAAGUUUAUGCACACUGUAAUAAAGCAGAUUUGGUAUUGUUCCAUA